UGGGGUUCAACGAUUUUUUCUUCUUCUAAAACAUUAUGUAAAUCCUAUGGACUUUUGUCAGGGUAUUGCAAGGUGCCAAAAAUCUUCAUUUUACUGCCGGGGACAUCUAAUUUUCUUCCCUAUCUCAUAUGAGGAUGAACAGAACUACGUAUUCAUUCCAUAAAAACAAAAAUAAUUUUUGAUGCACCACUCGAACGAUGGCACAUUCCAAGGGCAAGAGGGAGCCUCAGUUUCUGUUGUUACAAAUACUGCGCAAACAAUACAUUUAUUCGAUAUAUUCGCAAAACCGCUUACGGCUGCUUUUUCACGCUGAGUGACGUUAGCGCAUCACGUUAAAGCCAAUCAGCGCAUUUCGUACCUUUAUGCAAGUGCACUUUGAACAGCUUAUCAGGAAUGUGCAUUGAGUCGCCCUUUUGGCCUUUUUCCCGCUUUUUCAUCGAGUUUGAGUGCUGUUGGGGCGAAUAAUCUCGGAGAUGAGUCAGUCUCACAUCUAAGGAGCAAAUAUGCCUUUUUGUUUUGUGCCUCAAUGCAGUCAUUCCAGCGCCAGGUCCCAGUCAAAGUGCUCCUUCUUCCGAUUGCCCCGGGACGAGGGGGAGUUGAAGAAAUGGACUACACUGAUGAGGAGACAAGAUGCAAAGCCCAAUGAGCAUUCAAGAGUGUGCUCUUGUCAUUUUAGGAAUGGCAAGAAAGAAGCUGGUCCAACCCUAUUUGCUUGGAAUGACUUCAAGAGAAGGGUGCCAGCUGAUGAAGUGGGCGAUGGCACAGGAGGGGCUGCAGCUGUGGCCGCUCCUUCUCCUGUGACUCUCCUGGAGCAGGCUCAGAGAAGAGCAAGUGAGCUAGAGGCUGCCCUGGCAAAGAAGUCUGCUGAGCUGGAACAGGUCAAGAGCCAACAUUCAGCUGAAGAAUCCCAGAUGCGUUCUGUUCUGACUGAGAACCAGCUCACCAUGCUGAAGACUGGGAGGCGACCCCAUCGGUGGGACGAUGAAAGUGUCAUCAAAGCCAUGGGAAUCAGAACAAGUACCUCAAAAAGAGUCUACGAGUAUCUACGUGAACAGCAGGGAUGGCCGCUUCCAAGCAUCCGCAGCAUCUCGAGCUGGGUAUCGGGGCUGAGGAUCGAGCCCUCGUCCAUGGCCCAGUUUCUGCAGUUCCUGCAAGUGGCGGCCGCUGAGACAGCCCCGCUCGCCAAGAACUGCGCCAUCCUCUUUGAUGAGAUGUCGGUAGACACGCGACUCUGUUACGACCAGCAGAGGGAUGUGAUCGUAGGCCCGCACAAGCAGGCCCAGGUGAUCAUGGCGAGUGUGGUUCUUCGCCGAUGUUCCGCACUGCCUGAAGAACUUGCGGAACCACAUCCUGGAUGACGGCCUGUACCUGGGGUGUGGUGGCGACCGAGGAGAUCCGGUAGUGGACUCGGACCUGAUGG
Molecule: messenger RNA, 1420 nt
Organism: Amphibalanus amphitrite
Lineage: Eukaryota; Metazoa; Arthropoda; Thecostraca; Balanomorpha; Balanidae
Exons: 6
Coding region: 504-1358 (284 amino acids)
Molecular function (GO): sequence-specific DNA binding
Source: RefSeq, a predicted model, not a curated record